Messenger RNA from Phodopus roborovskii (desert hamster), 4817 nucleotides. RefSeq names its product sarcalumenin (gene Srl). The record is from RefSeq and is a predicted model, not a curated record. The coding region runs from base 16 to 2766 and encodes 916 amino acids. NCBI's taxonomy places the organism in Eukaryota, Metazoa, Chordata, Mammalia, Rodentia, Cricetidae. Gene Ontology annotation, molecular function: GTP binding. The transcript is spliced from 8 exons.
CUCUUGGCAGUCACCAUGAGGGCGCUGCUCCUGCUCUGCUGCUGCCUGGCCUCGCUGCUGCUUUCAGGACAAGCAGAACUGCAAGUCUCUGCUUCGGGUGGCACAGAAGAUGUUGGCAAUUUGUUGGAGAAUCAUUUCUCUGCUGGAGAUGCAAGUCUAGAGGAGAAAGAAAGGGCGCUUUAUGCAGAUGCGGCCCCUGGAGACAAGAACCUGCUCCAUCACUACCCAGACGGCAGGGAGGCUGAGAGCUUGGAGCAGACCCCAGCAGGGGCUCCUUCCACUGCCAACGGCCAGGGCUCCGAAUCAGAAGCUAGCCUGUCCAAUACCUCAGCUGCAGAGUCAGCUCCAUCUGAGGAUGCUGAAAGGCCUGGGGAGGAAGAGGAGGGCCCAGCAGCAGCAGGCACCCUUCCUCCAGGAGGGGUAGAGGGGACAGAAGAAGAGGGGACAGAGUUCAGUUCUGGAGAGGAACCGGGACAGGAUGGGGCUGCCAGUAUGGGGGCAGAAGUACAAGAGGGAAGUAGUGAGGAACCUGAGGGGUCCCAGGGAAUUUUAGGAGCUAGCCCCAUGAAAGAAGCAGCAGCAGGAACAACAGAGUCUGCAGCCACCCAGGUCUCUCCUAGCAUAGAGGGUGAAGAGGUCUAUACAGUGGAGGCAAAAGGUGAGGGCAACACAGGGUAUGGUCACAGAUCCACAGAGCUAGAUGGAGUCCAGGGUGCCACACAUACUGGAGAUGAGUCAGGGGCUGCCAUGGCUACAGGAACCAGAGAGGGGUCAGAGGACCAGCCCCAGGGCCAUGCCCUGCAGUCAGAAGAUGAAGCCAUGGCAGGGCCUCAUCUCCAGCCCACUGACUUGGAUGCCAUCUCCGACAGCAUGUCUUCUGGGGUAGAGGCAGGAGGAGCUGCAGAAGUAGCAUCUGACCAGGAAUCAAAGGCUGAGGUGGAUACAGAACUUGGGGAGGAGGCUGAGGACCAAGGGGAGCGUAGACCUAGCCAGGAGGCUGGCUCGGCUAUAGAGGCCAAUGAAGAGUCUGGGGGCACCCAGAGUCCCAAGGACAGGGAGAUAGAGAACUACCUUCCUGAGGGCCAGGUAUCAGGGAUGCCUGAGGAGGGCCCGGCUGAGGCCUCCUCUGAGGAAGAGGGUGGUGAAGAAGGAGGAGCUCCAUCUAAAGAAGAGUCUGAAGAAGACAGUGCUGACGGAGCUAGCUCAGAAGAAGAGGGGGACAUCCCCGGGGAGGCUGCAGAGCCCCAGAAAGCAGCAGGAACCACAGAACACAAGGAGGAAGGCACCCAGCUUGACGUAGAAGAUUUGGACACAGGGUCUGAGGGUGGCAAGACCCAGGAUACAGAGGCGGAGGCAUCCAAAGAGAGACAACAGGGGAGAGGGAAUCCUGUAAUUGCUCAUCAGGAAGAGACGGAGGAUGUGAGUGAAGAGGGUCCCAUGAGGGACCGCUCCCAUAUUGAGAAAACCCUGAUGCUGAAUGAGGACAAGCCGGCUGAUGAUUACACAGCGGUACUGCAGCGGCUGCGAAAGAUCUACCAUACAUCCAUCAAGCCCCUGGAGCAGUCUUACAAGUACAAUGAGCUGCGACAGCAUGAGAUCACAGAUGGGGAGAUUACUUCCAAGCCAAUGGUGCUGUUCCUGGGACCGUGGAGCGUUGGCAAAUCCACCAUGAUAAACUACCUCCUGGGGUUAGAAGAAACUCGAUACCAGCUUUAUACAGGUGCUGAACCUACCACCUCCGAGUUUACUGUUCUUAUGCAUGGGCCCAAGCUGAAAACAAUUGAGGGCAUCGUCAUGGCUGCUGACAGUGCCCGAUCCUUCUCACCCCUGGAAAAAUUUGGCCAGAAUUUUCUGGAGAAGCUGAUUGGCAUCGAGGUUCCCCACAAACUUCUAGAACGAGUCACUUUUGUAGAUACACCAGGCAUCAUUGAGAACCGCAAACAACAGGAAAGAGGCUACCCCUUCAAUGAUGUGUGUCAGUGGUUCAUCGACAGAGCUGAUCUCAUCUUUGUUGUCUUUGAUCCCACCAAGUUGGAUGUGGGUCUGGAGCUAGAGAUGCUCUUCCGCCAGCUGAAGGGACGCGAGUCCCAAAUAAGGAUCAUUUUGAACAAGGCUGACAACCUGGCCACACAAAUGCUCAUGCGGGUGUAUGGAGCUCUCUUCUGGAGCUUGGCCCCUCUCAUCAACGUUACAGAGCCUCCACGGGUUUAUGUCAGCUCCUUCUGGCCACAGGAUUAUAAGCCUGACACCCACCGGGAACUGUUCCUCAAAGAAGAGAUCUCUCUCCUAGAAGACUUGAACCAGGUGAUUGAGAACAGAUUAGAAAACAAGAUUGCUUUUAUUCGCCAGCAUGCCAUCCGAGUCCGAAUCCAUGCCCUUUUAGUUGACAGGUAUCUGCAGACUUACAAGGACAAAAUGACCUUCUUCAGUGAUGGGGAACUGGUUUUUAAGGACAUUGUGGAAGAUCCUGAUAAAUUCUACAUUUUCAAGACCAUCCUGGCAAAGACGAACGUCAGCAAGUUUGAUCUUCCCAACCGUGAGGCCUACAAGGACUUCUUUGGCAUCAACCCCAUUUCCAAUUUCAAACUCCUCUCUCAACAGUGCUCUUACAUGGGGGGUUGCUACCUGGAAAAGAUUGAACGGGCCAUCACCCAGGAGCUCCCCGGCCUUCUGGGUAGCCUUGGGCUUGGGAAGAAUCCAGGUGCUCCUAACUGUGACAAAACAGGCUGUGGUGAGGCCCCAAAGAAUCGCUACAAGAAGCACUAGUUGUGUGUAGCAAUUCUCAGGUCCCCAUUGGUGAAUGAGCUUGUGUUCUAACUGUCUGAGAAGUCCUGGUUUAUAUUAACCCUUUGAGCCAUACUGGUGACAAUCAGUCUGCAUUGGAGAUUUGGGAGUUCAUUGAGACCGGUGAAUCAGGGAAGGAACAAGGGUUCUAGGGAGGAGAGUGGAAACUGUGAAUUAUAGUGUGCUUGUCUUACAGCUUCAGUUAGAAGGCCUGACACAGGCAAGUCAGGCUUCUCUUGUUUUUCCUGGGUCUUGUCUUGGAGGGACAGAGAGCAGCUAACUUCUAAUGAAUACUAAGAUAAUGAGGGUCAGAUAAGCUAAACUCAGUUGAAAUAAUAGAGGGUUCUCAGGUCAGUGUCAACUCCUUUCACACAAAUCUUCUGUCCGUUCCCUAUUCCUCCUUGACUCCCUCCUAAGCUUGGGUUGAUUUUCAGCAGUGGACAGUCUUUUGAGUCUGAUCUGCAUGAUUUUGAGCCCAACCUUGGAAUCUUCUUCCUGUUUUCCCAAUGGAUUGGGCAUGCAGAACACUAAAGCAAGUUUUCUGAUUAGGGUGUUAUCUGCCACCCAAAGUAUCAUUUCAUUGAUGUCUUGGUUAGAGGGCUCAGACACUUAGUUGGCCCUAAGAGGGUGAGUGGGUGAUGUACUCAAGAGGUUCUUUUCCUCCUGGAAAUGACUUACAUGGAAAAUGGAAGGACUCAGGGGUUAAUUGGUUUGCAGUGUGUCUUUGUCUGUUGCUUGUCUUGGAAAACUCAGAUCACAAAGGUGUUGGUUUCAGAAAGGACAAUGGGGGUCUUGCUCCUGAUCCUUGGAGGCUUCUCUGGACAGCCACUUCUCCCAAGUUUUAGGGGAAACUACUUCUACAACAGUGGUUUCUCUUUCCCCUUCUCCAUUCCCCGAUAUGCCAAUACUUCUAUCUGAGAGAAAUUCCUAGACUCAGAACCAGCCCCAGCCCCUUGGCAUUGGUGGAAGACAUGGUCUGAGGUUCAGGUUCAACCUGACAAUAUCCACUAAAUACAGUCAAGACCUGUACACACUAGUGAGUGUGCAUUUGUUUGUCCACUGUACAGGAGAGAACUAGAACAAUGGUAGCCUGAGGGCACAGAGGAAGGGCUCCUGAGAGUCUUGCAUGGCAGACAUAUGCUGCCAUCUUGGAGAUUAUGCCCUGGGAGGAUGAAGAGCAUUUUUGAUGCAGCAGGCAAGGCGAAGGUCAGACUGUCUUGAGGACUUCCUUUGAGCUGCUUUUUUGGGGGAGUAAGCUUUCCUGGGGGCCUGGAUUGUGAGGCAUAGGUUGGGAUCCUCCAGUACCAGUGAGUCAUCUGGAGCAGCAGGAAAGUGGGAAGGAAGGCUGAGCCGGAGUUGUUCCUUCUGAGGACCAGGUAGGGAGUAUGAGCAGACUGGUAAUCAGUGGGGGCUAUAGAGAACUUCAGUUUAGGAGUUCAUAUCUCUGAAUACUUAGCAGUCUGGUGCUGGCUGUAAGGGAAGCUUUUGCUUUAGUUCUGUGUAGGGCCCAGGACCUCCAACAAGUCAAAUGCUCCAAAUAUGUAUAGCAAAUCUAUUUUUUCUCAAAGCAGUCAGAGAGAGGGGAGAAAAGCUGAACUGUAUGGACUCUGGCCUAGCUGUCAGUUCCUGCAUGCUUGGUGGGAAGCAGGUAAAAUAAGGCAAAUCAAUUCAUACAGUAUUUGUGUUUGUGGGAGAGGCACCUUGCCGGUCCUUUCAGAUUUUUUUCCACCUUUUUCUUCGUCUCCAUUCUGUUCCUCUUCUCACCUCCCAAUUCACUUUCCUCUCCUGCCCACGGGCUGCUGAUGGGCCAGCACAGGGUUUAGCUCCCAUUCUUUGCCCGGCUCUGUAGGAAAUUGAUUUUGAGUAGGAUUCUGACUCUAGGAGGAGGGGGUUUCAUCCCAGGAGAAAUGUGAGAUCCAGAGAUUUCCUGAGUGGACUAUCCAUGUAGGUGCCUGAAUAGUGGCUGAUCUGUCCGGGGUUCUUUCCACUCUGGUUUCAUCAGGAGAAGGUCUCAAUAAAGUUCCAAUCUCUCA